Wyeomyia smithii (pitcher-plant mosquito) is the source of this 1246-nucleotide messenger RNA. RefSeq names its product THUMP domain-containing protein 1 homolog. The coding region runs from base 121 to 1161 and encodes 346 amino acids. The transcript is spliced from 2 exons. Gene Ontology annotation, biological process: tRNA modification. NCBI's taxonomy places the organism in Eukaryota, Metazoa, Arthropoda, Insecta, Diptera, Culicidae. The record is from RefSeq and is a predicted model, not a curated record. Gene Ontology annotation, molecular function: RNA binding.
GAAAUGUUUGUACAUCCAGAAAAAAUCUAAAAAAAAAUAAUUAAGACCGAUAGAUAAGUGACCAUUGAAAUGCAUUGAAAAAUUAAAAUUGCAUGAAAUUCGGAUUAUUUCGCGAUUUCAAUGGCUGCGAACGGAAAGCGUGCUAAAAUGGAGGGCGCAAGCAGCAAUUCACUGCCGGCUAAAAAAGGUAAAAUAGAUACCCGUAAUUACUACGCAAAAGCGUACAAUGAUUCGUAUAAGAAGCCUUACCUAAAGCCGGGUCAGCGUGGGUUUAUGGUAACCUGCAACAUGCGAGGAAAAGAUUGUCUCCGGGAUAGCUACCGACUUUUGAAUGAAUAUGCUGACGAAAUGUAUGGAAAACUGGACGCUGGAAACGACGCCAAGGAAGCUUCUAACAGUGAAGAUGAGGAAGACAUUUCGGUUCUGGUUGAAAAACAGGCUGAAGCCGCGCGCAAGGAAAAACGAGUAUUCCGAUUCCAGUCCGUUGAUACGGGAUUAAACAAUUGCUACUUUAUCUCAACCAUUUUGGACAACCCGAAAGAGUUAGCGCUGAAGAUUUUAAACGAUUUAGCCAAAACCAGGAAGCUAAAAAGUCGCUUCAUCUUACGUCUAAUGCCAAUUGAGGUGGUUACCAAAGCUAACUUGAAAGACAUCAUCGACGGUGCGGGUGGGCUAUUCGAUAAAUAUUUUCUGGGUGAACCGAAAACCUUCGCCAUCAUGUUCAAUCAUCGACACAACAAUUCCCUAGACAGGUCUAAGGUAAUAAAUGAACUGGCCGGACUCAUCAAUUCCAAAAAUAUGUGCCAUAAAGCAAAUCUGAAGCAACCCGAGCUGGCGGUUAUCGUAGAGGUCAUCAAAGGGCUUUGUCUGAUCAGCGUAUUGCCGCAGUACUACGAACUAAGGAAGUACAAUCUGGCAGAAAUUUGCGGUCAGAAGACCGAGAGUGAGGGAUCUUCAUCGAAUGCUCCUCAGGUAGCAGUGGAGGAAAAAGAAGAAAAGCAGUGUGAAAAACCAGAAGUUGUUCAUACGGUAGAGGCCGUUACAGAAACAUCCCUGGAGGAAGUGAAGUCGUCAAGCGGUUCUCAACCAGUAGAGGGAGAGAAAACUACAGAAACCCAGGAGGAAUCAGUCGAAGGAAAAGACGACAAAAUCGUUGAAUGACAUGUUAUUUCAUUUUUAAAACUUGCUUUCUUGUUACUGAUUAGAGACAAAACUAAAAAAUAAAUGAUUUUGUAAGAACUAUUUA